Molecule: messenger RNA, 940 nt
Organism: Aspergillus glaucus CBS 516.65
Lineage: Eukaryota; Fungi; Ascomycota; Eurotiomycetes; Eurotiales; Aspergillaceae
Exons: 7
Coding region: 377-736 (119 amino acids)
Biological process (GO): proton transmembrane transport
Cellular component (GO): vacuolar proton-transporting V-type ATPase complex
Molecular function (GO): proton-transporting ATPase activity, rotational mechanism
Source: RefSeq, a predicted model, not a curated record
GAAAGAAAACAUACCGCUCUCUCUUGUUCUUGUGCCCAGUGAACAAACCAGACAACCCCCGCAGUACCGAGACCGGUCAUUGCUAACGUCACCUUAGAUGCUUUGGACAUGGUGAUCAAUCGAUUCUUGAUAUCAACCUCAAAUUAGCAAUUGCGACAAACGUAUUCUCUAUCUUGCAAACAACAAUGCCUCUGCUCUCGAACCAGCAAUAUUUUCCUCAGGCCUCGCCGGAUUAUCGCUGGUUAUCAGAACAGGCGGUGACUGGCGGCAGAACCCCGACCGCCCAGGGGCUCAUCGGCGACAUCACUCCGCCUAUCUGUCCCGUUGCGCUGAAUAGAACGUUCAUAUCGAAUAUUUGAAGGAAUAAACAGGCAAUAUGUCGGCUCAGAACUCCGCGGGCAUCCAAACCCUCCUCGAUGCCGAGAGAGAGGCCCAGAAGAUUGUGCAGAAAGCCAGAGAAUACCGUACUAAGCGGAUAAAGGAUGCCAAGUCGGAGGCACACAAGGAGAUAGAGGAAUACCGUCAGCAGAAGGAGGAAGAAUUCAAGAAGUUCGAGGGAGAGCACUCGAGCGGAUUCAAGAAGGCCGAAGAAGACGCGAGCAAGGAAGCCGAGGCAAAACUUGCAGAUAUCAAGACCGCUGGCGGCCAGCACGGCGACAAGGUGGUCGAUGGCCUUAUCCAUGGAGUGGUGGAUGUGAAGCCUGAGCCCUCGGAGAAGAUCUUGGCCAAUGCAUAGAUCGAAUGAAGGCGUUGGUUGUCUGUUUCUACUAUGGCGCAUACUUAAAUGACAUGUUCUUGGUUUCAAUUCAAUUGCUGUUUUCGGAUAUAAUCUUUAAGAAGCGGCUCUCUGAGAUCACCGUAGUUCGAUAUUUAUGCCUGAGGCAGUAAAUCUAGCCCUUUGCGUCAUCAGGCACCGCGACUCGACCAAGAUACGGAGUAA